CAUCCAUCGUCAAUCUGUACUCUGCCUGCCCAACAGAAGAGAAUCAAUCGCUCAAUCGUGAUUGUCAUUUAUCAACGGCUCUUCUUCAAGUCAUACCAUGAUCUUCUGCGUAUAGAUUUAGAUCCUGCAUUGCCAUACAGAGCCCCUCUGAACGCCCCUUGACGACCUUCAACCAUGACGGGCUCAGGAUACGACCACUACCACGAUGACGACGACGAUACACCCUCCUUUGACCCUCGAUCCUCGAGCUACGGCGACCUCAAUUUCUUACGAAGACCUGAUACGCCGCCGAGAUCGCCUACGGGGAGUUCGUUUACGUUUACGUCUAGUAUGCAUACCGCACCGUUCCGGGAGGAUGGCGGACGACUUUAUAACGCGGCUCAGGACGAUUAUAGCCUGCCAGCGGAUAUGCAAGAGAUCAACCGUUUGAACAUUCAGCACGUAGCUUAUCGCAAGCGAGUAGGCCAGAACUAUAUCGGACCAGUGGAUGAACAUCUACAAGGACAGCCCGGAAAGAAGGUCUUGGAUAUCGGAUGCGGCACGGGUCUAUGGGCUAUCGAAGUCGGACGGGCGUUUCCUCAGGCGGAGUUUAUCGGUAUCGAUCUAGUUCCCAUCCAGCCCAACGACGACGAAGUACCAGAAAAUGUAUCAUUCGUCCAGGACGAUGUUACGAAAGGGUUACCUUAUCCUGACGAGUCGAUCGAUAUCGUCCACGCAAGACUUCUUGUUGCGGGCAUUCGCGAUUUCCCUGCGCUGGUCAGAGAAAUCGCAAGGGUUCUCAAACCGGGCGGCCUCUACAUGUUCAUCGAGGGUGGGUUUCUGGACGCUGGAGAUCGCCGUGACUUGGACCAAAUCAAGGCGGAUAUGGCGAGACAACAGAAUACUAGCGAGAAUCUCUGGAGACUCGCUCCAGGCGUGGCGGCAUGGGUCGAAUUGACGUCAAAAGCAUUCACCAAACGAGGUCUCGAUCCUCAAGCUGGGUUCAACGUCCCAGAGACCGUCCGCAAAAACGGAUCGUUCGGCAAGAUCCAUACCACGUUGGUCGAUUUGCCAAUGUCCCCAUGGUCGACCGAGCCGACGAUGCGCCAAGUAGGCAAGUUGAUGUAUGCCGAUGGAAGUCAGAUGCCCGAGGCGUCGAAGCUACUGGUCAUCGAUGGCCUCAACAUGAAUCCCAACGAGUAUGCCGAAUAUUCGGCUAGAUUCAUGGCGGACCUCAACGACCUGCGCAAAAAGAUCGUCAUCAUGUUCCCCGCUCACUUUACCAUCAAAGGGGCUUGCUGAGUCGGCAGAGAGAAAGGAAAGCUGGUCUUUCGCUUCUACAAGACCGCUCCGGUGAAAUAUGGCGAAUUGAACGACUUUUUACAACGAUAUUUCAAUGUAUACAACAAAUCUCGGCCUGGUUUGGUCGUUAAUGAUAGAGGCAAGACGAUGCUAGUGGGGGAAUGUACACGAACGAUCC
Molecule: messenger RNA, 1459 nt
Organism: Filobasidium floriforme
Lineage: Eukaryota; Fungi; Basidiomycota; Tremellomycetes; Filobasidiales; Filobasidiaceae
Product: S-adenosyl-L-methionine-dependent methyltransferase
Exons: 10
Coding region: 175-1281 (368 amino acids)
Molecular function (GO): methyltransferase activity
Source: RefSeq, a predicted model, not a curated record